Dothidotthia symphoricarpi CBS 119687 is the source of this 1495-nucleotide messenger RNA. Its product is annotated as phosphoglycerate mutase-like protein. The coding region runs from base 130 to 1449 and encodes 439 amino acids. Gene Ontology annotation, cellular component: fungal-type cell wall. Gene Ontology annotation, molecular function: acid phosphatase activity. The record is from RefSeq and is a predicted model, not a curated record. Lineage: Eukaryota; Fungi; Ascomycota; Dothideomycetes; Pleosporales; Dothidotthiaceae. The transcript has 2 exons.
CGUCAAAAUCAGGUUUGAAUUGCGGGCCGUGUCUCCCGCUUGUGUCCAUGGCAUGAUGUGCUUCCCAGUGCCACGCUUCAAAAGGCAGGCGUGCCCGCGUCGUGUAGACUGUAGAAAGACGUCCGCAAGAUGAUUUCCAGCCCCCUCCUUUCCCUCGCCCUCGCUGGCACCGCCCAAGCAGCAUACUCCUUUAAUCCCCUCGAGCAUCUCGCCGGCAUUGCCCCAUAUUUCGAGAGUCCGGUGCUCGACCCCAAGCCGCCGCAAGGCUGCAAUGUUAGCCGCGCCGCCUAUCUUGUACGCCAUGCUGCCAUCUACGCGAACGACUUUGAUUACGAGGAGUACAUUGAGCCUUUCACCGACAAGCUCGUGAACACAACUGCAGACUGGCGCAGGGCGGGUCCUUUGGAUUUCCUGGCGACAUGGCAGUCGCCUAUCACCGAAGAGGAACUGGAGGAUCUGACGACUGUUGGCAGACUUGAGGCGUACAAGCUGGGCGUGGAUGUUCGCCUGCGCUAUCCGUCCUUCAAGGCGCCUAAGCAGGUGUGGACGUCGACGGCAGAGCGGACUGAGCUCAGCACAUCUUCGUUUAUCGACGGAUUGUCUGGAUCAAGCAACAAGACGGAGCAAGUUUCGGUGCCCGAGAGUGAAGCACGUGGUGCCGAUUCGUUGACGCCUUACAAGGGCUGCCCGAAAUACAGCUCUUCCUAUGGAAGCGACCAGUCAUCAGAAUACAAGGAGGUCUACACAGCACCCAUCAUCGCGCGUCUGCACGACCUCGCCCCUGGCUUCAACUUCACUGCGGAUGACAUCGUGGGCAUGCAAGAGCUUUGCGGAUAUGAGACGGUCAUCAGAGGAUCGUCGCCCUUCUGCUCCCCAGAGCUCUUCUCUCCAAACGAGUGGCUUGCCUUCGAGUACAUGAACGAUAUCCAGUACCACUACAACGUCGGAUACGGCAACCAGAUCUCAGGCGUCCUCGGCUUCCCAUGGUUGGACGCCACGACUGAAACUCUCUUCAACGAGAGCGCCGAGCAAGACAUUCACGUGUCGUUCACCCACCGAGAGUUGCCACCCACGGUUAUUGUCGCCCUUGGUAUUUUCAACAACUCUGCCUUCUCUGGAGCCAACGACGUAAACGCCACUAUGCCGCUUAAAAUGCAAAACUACGGACGCGCCUGGAGGUCUUCGCUGAUCAUUCCCUUCUUGACAAACAUCGCUAUUGAGAGGAUGACAUGCGACUCUUAUGGUUUCGCCGACGGCGAUUACGUCCGAGUGCUAGUCAACCAGAGCCCUCAACCGCUGCCUUGCGCUGACGGGCCGGGUGAGAGCUGCUCGCAAGCUGCAUACCAGAAGUACAUCCAGGGUAGAGGCGAGCUCUUCGGCGGUUACACCGAGAAGUGCCAGCCUGAUUACACAAACUCGACCGACACACUGAGCAUUUACAGCUCUUAAUGAUAAUACGUUAAAUAGUUUAAUAUUAUACCCCUUUCCUCGCUCG